AUGAAUCACACUGAUAAUUCGCCGUCAUCUUUAUGCACCAGAGAUGACGCCAGAAAAUUAAUAGACCCUAAUAAUUUAGUUGAAUUGGCACACUACGUUGAAAGUGCCAAUAGUUUUGUUAGUGCAAAUGCAUGUUCUCAACUUCGAUUAAUUGUUGAACAGAUGCAACAUUUAAAAUCUCAGGCAAAGGCUAUCAUACAAAACGCCCAUAGAGAUACUUUGUUACAUAAACUUCCCUGUAAUUUCAUAAAAAAACCCGGAAAUGUUUAUUAUGUGUAUGAGAAGCCAGAUGCUAGCCAGUAUUUUAGUCUGCUUUCACCCACGGAGUGGGAUGGCUGUCCACACAGAUAUAUUGGAGCUUAUAAACUUCUUUCUGAUAUGUCUUGGAUUUCUGAAGACGAUUUUGAUAACUACGAAUCUAAUCGCAAAUCAGAUCUCGCUUGGCCUUCAGUUCUAAUCCCGUUCGCUUACAUUGCUGCGUUUUUAUUAAUUUUAACUGCUGGUGCCACCUUGACUGCUGGAUUAGCAGACUCAGAUGAAUGGGACACAGCCAGUGUUGUUAGUUGCAUCUUUCCACUAAUAGUAACAACUGCAAUCGCAUGCACAACUAUACAACAGUACGUGGAUGGAUCUCUACCUAAAUCAAGCAUGUUAAUUAUGGGUAUUAUUAACAGUAUAAUAGCUUUUUUAUGUUUUAUCCACGGUAUUUUAUUAUGUGCUGAUUUUCGCUUAUGUAUAAAUGUAAAAGUUCAUGACUCGCUCCCAACAAUAGAAAUCCCCAUACCUAAAGUAACCUUAGAAGAUGGGUCUGUUUUAUUGGAUGAUGCUAAUUGUGUGAAUUCGAAUGAUGUCUGA
Molecule: messenger RNA, 855 nt
Organism: Schistosoma curassoni
Lineage: Eukaryota; Metazoa; Platyhelminthes; Trematoda; Strigeidida; Schistosomatidae
Source: the annotation of a GenBank genome assembly